This is a messenger RNA of Vigna angularis (adzuki bean), 1652 nucleotides long. RefSeq names its product glycolate oxidase 1. Bases 285 to 1400 code for a protein of 371 amino acids. The record is from RefSeq and is a predicted model, not a curated record. NCBI's taxonomy places the organism in Eukaryota, Viridiplantae, Streptophyta, Magnoliopsida, Fabales, Fabaceae. Gene Ontology annotation, cellular component: peroxisome. The transcript has 12 exons. Gene Ontology annotation, molecular function: FMN binding; oxidoreductase activity.
GUUGAUGAGAUUUGGUUCAAAAUAAUACUCACCUCCGAAAGCUCAUCCACUUCAAAAUUCCAAUUCUUCUUCAUUUGAACCUAUACACGUUACAACAAAUAUGAGGGCCAUCUAACUUUGUCUCUAUUCCACCACGUAUUUAUCAACCCUUCCCAUUUUUCACUUCCUUCUGUUUCUAUUCCUCACUAGGAGUUUCUCUCCAUUGCUUCCUCUGCAUGCACACACUUGCAUAGUUUUCGAUACUAAGAAUUCCUGAAGGGUAACAUCAACAAGUUGUUCUGAAAAUGGAGGUCACCAAUGUCAGUGAGUAUGAGGCCAUUGCAAAGCAGAAAUUACCAAAGAUGGCGUUUGAUUACUACGCAUCUGGUGCAGAGGAUCAGUGGACUCUGCAAGAGAACAGAAAUGCCUUUUCCAGAAUUUUGUUUCGGCCUCGUAUUCUUAUUGAUGUCAGCAAGAUAGACAUGACAACCACUGUCUUGGGCUUUAAAAUAUCCAUGCCAAUCAUGAUUGCCCCAACAGCCUUUCAGAAAAUGGCUCAUCCAGAGGGAGAAUAUGCCACAGCAAGAGCUGCCUCUGCAGCUGGAACAAUCAUGACUUUGUCCUCGUGGGCCACUUCAAGUGUUGAAGAGGUGGCUUCAACAGGACCUGGAAUUCGCUUUUUCCAGCUAUAUGUGUACAAGGACAGGAAUGUGGUUGCUCAGCUUGUGAGAAGAGCUGAAAGGGCUGGAUUCAAAGCCAUUGCCCUUACAGUUGAUACCCCAAGACUAGGACGCAGAGAAGCUGAUAUCAAGAACAGAUUCACACUGCCACCAUUUUUGACAUUGAAGAACUUUGAAGGAUUGAACCUUGGAACGAUGGACAAAGCUGAUGAUUCUGGACUUGCUUCAUAUGUUGCUGGUCAAAUUGAUCGCACUCUAAGCUGGAAGGAUGUGAAGUGGCUUCAAACAAUCACUUCUCUGCCAAUUCUGGUGAAGGGUGUGCUGACUGCUGAGGACACAAGGAUAGCUGUACAAAGUGGUGCAGCAGGAAUUAUAGUGUCCAACCAUGGAGCCAGACAACUUGACUAUGUUCCAGCCACCAUAUCAGCAUUAGAAGAGGUUGUCAAAGCUGCUGAAGGUCGUAUUCCUGUAUUUUUGGAUGGUGGAGUUCGCCGUGGAACUGAUGUCUUCAAGGCAUUGGCACUAGGUGCCUCUGGCAUAUUUAUUGGACGCCCUGUGGUUUACUCCUUAGCUGCUGAAGGAGAAGCUGGUGUAAGAAAAGUGUUGCAGAUGCUACGUGAAGAGUUUGAGCUAACCAUGGCCUUGAGUGGUUGUCGUUCACUAAAAGAAAUCACUCGUGAUCACAUUGUGACUGAUUGGGACCAUCCUCGCAUUCAGCCUCGCGCCCGUGCGUUAUUGUAAAGAACUUGCUCUUCAUUUGAGCCAAGUUUGCAUAAUGCGGUGCAGAACAAUGGACAAACACUUCUAUAUAUUUUUCAUGAACCUGUUCUCAUCCUUUCUUUUCCUUUUUGGAGAACUCAUUUAAGGUUUCUGUUUGGAAAACUCUAUGCUCUCUUUGUAAGCCUUAUAUCAUGAUACUUUGUGACUACUGCUACUGCUGCAUUAUUCACUCCUUGUAUAUUCUUCAUUAUAAUUUUAUCAACUUUCUCUCCA